AUGAGUCCAAUGCUACGAGUCGCGCUAUUUAACAAACUCCAAGGAGUCACGUUCCACGAACAAAACUUGUGGUCUACGUCCACUGAACCCGCACAACUGCAUUACUUGCACUCUAAACCCACACCAAUCCCCUGCACCCGAAAACUCGCUCUCUCUCUCCCCGCCCCUCCUUCUCCCCACCGCGCCGUCCAUGGCUGCUGGAAUUUCCACCGUCGCCAGCCCCCUGCCGUUCCACUUCCUCCACAGCCAGUACCCAUUUGGCCCAAAGCUCAAUUCCAUUGCCGCUCCCACCUAUCUAAUAUCUCUGCCGAUUCGCCGAAGAGAUCUGACACGUCCGACCCGCCGCGGGAUCAUUGGAACUGUUUGGGGAGAAAAUUUGAGUACCAAGAGGAAGGUGGUGGUGAAACUGAGAGGCAGAUCUCUGCGGCAGCGAGACUAGCGGCAGAGAAGCUGGUGAGGAAGAAGUCGGAGAGGAUCACGUACCUCGUCGCGGCCGUCAUGUCGAGCUUGGGUGUCACGUCCAUGGCGGUCAUGGCUGUUUAUUACCGCUUCUAUUGGCAAAUGGAGGGCGGAGAGAUCCCCUGUUCGGAGAUGUUUGGCACUUUUGCUCUCUCUGUGGGCGCUGCUGUGGGAAUGGAAUUCUGGGCGAGGUGGGCUCAUAGAGCUCUCUGGCACGCUUCACUAUGGCACAUGCACGAGUCUCACCACAGACCCAGAGAGGGCCCUUUCGAGCUAAACGGACGUCUUCGCCAUCAUAAAACGCGGUCCAGCCAUAGCCCUCCUCUCCUACGGCUUCUUCCACAAAGGCCUCGUCCCUGGCCUCAACAUAACAGAUUGGUCAGCGAUUCUGCACUAACAGAGUCGGAAUUCGCUGGCCUUGGAAUUACGGUGUUUGGGAUGGCCUACAUGUUCGUCCACGAUGGUCUUGUUCAUAAAAGAUUUCCCGUGGGGCCCAUUGCCAACGUGCCCUACUUCAGAAGAGUUGCUGCGGCUCACCAGCUCCACCACUCGGAUAAGUUCCAAGGAGUCCCGUACGGAUUGUUUUUGGGGCCAAAGUAUACAAAUUUUGGUGUAAUACUGGGUGCGAUGGUGCAGGAAGUGGAGGAGGUGGGAGGGCUUGAGGAGUUGGAGAAGGAAGUGAACCGGAGAAUAAAACUAUCCAACCGUUCACGAUGA
Messenger RNA from Thlaspi arvense, 1176 nucleotides. NCBI's taxonomy places the organism in Eukaryota, Viridiplantae, Streptophyta, Magnoliopsida, Brassicales, Brassicaceae. The record is from the annotation of a GenBank genome assembly.